This is a messenger RNA of Camelina sativa (false flax), 798 nucleotides long. RefSeq lists its product as uncharacterized. Lineage: Eukaryota; Viridiplantae; Streptophyta; Magnoliopsida; Brassicales; Brassicaceae. Gene Ontology annotation, biological process: mRNA splicing, via spliceosome. The record is from RefSeq and is a predicted model, not a curated record. Gene Ontology annotation, cellular component: precatalytic spliceosome; U2-type prespliceosome; U1 snRNP. Gene Ontology annotation, molecular function: U1 snRNA binding; mRNA binding.
UUAUUAUUUUAACAGCAACGAUCUCUUUAAAGAUGUUGGAGAAGUUGUUCAUGUUCGACUUAUUGUAAACCACAAUGGCAAGCAUAUGGGCUGUGGCUUUGUUGAGUUUGCUUCUGCUAACGAAGCAAAAGAGGCGCUGGAAAAGAAGAAAGGUGAAUACUUGCACAAAUGCAAGAUUUUUCUUGAAGCGGCCGAGAUAGCUCUAUACCGUCCACCCAAGUAUUGCAUAGAUCACAAGGUUUGGUAUGAAGACUACCUUCGACGAGAAAGCCUUCUGAUAGAAGAUGAGGUUGUGGAAGGACUUGAUGAAACUCCUGCUUUUGUUGAGGAGGUUGCUGUAAAUAAAAAGACGCUCUUUGUUGCCAAUCUCUCUCACGAAACUAAAAUAUCACAUAUCAUCGAUUUCUUCAAAGAUGUUGGAGAAGUUUGUCGUGCUCGACUUAUUGUAAAUCACAUGGGUGAGCAUGUGGGCUGUGGCUUUGUUGAGUUUGCUUCAGCUGACGAAGCAAAGAAGAUACAUCUUGACGUGGCUGAGCUAGCUCCAUACCCUCUCCGACCCAAGUACAACCUUGCAGAAAGGCUUUUUUGGUGCGAACGAGAAAGCCUUCUGAAGAAACAUAAGAAGAAAGAGAAGGCACGUAAGAAGUUCGAAUUGUGCGGUACAAAGGUUACCUUCUCUUACGACGAAGACUGAUAGAAGAAGAUGAAUCUCUUUGGUGUGUUAAACUUGUGACGACAAUGCAACUUAUUUUUAUUACUUUCUUGUGUUCUUUUUGUGUGAAAAGCUUUGUUGUUAAA